Messenger RNA from Paramecium pentaurelia, 729 nucleotides. The record is from the annotation of a GenBank genome assembly. NCBI's taxonomy places the organism in Eukaryota, Ciliophora, Oligohymenophorea, Peniculida, Parameciidae.
AUGUUAAAGAAAAGAUUUCUCUUUAUUUUUGAUUUUGACAAUACUAUUGUUGAUGAUAACACAGAUACUUACAUUUGGAAAUUGCUCCCAGAAGGUCAUAAAAGCUUGCCUCCCUAAUUUGAGAAAGAGAAGCAUUGGAAUAAGUUUAUGAGAAAAGUCUUACAAUUUUAUUAUCAUAACGACAUUAGUGUUUAAUAGAUUAAAACUUGUUUAUAAGGUAUGGAAUUAACUUAAGGUUUCGAUGAAUUGUUAAAUUUCAUUAGGUAUAUAUGUAUUAAUAUUUUCAUUAGAAAAAAUAAAGAAUAAAUUGAAUGUAUAAUUGCUAGUGAUUCAAAUACAUUUUUUAUUGAUUCUAUUUUAGAAAAACAAGAUAUUAAAGAUGUCUUUGAUAAAAUUUAUACAAAUCCAGUAUAAAUUAUUGAUGAAAUGGAAAUAUCAAUUUUCCCAUAUCAUAAAAAUGAAUGUGAAUCAACUUGUCCUAGAAAUAUGUGCAAAAGAACUAUUAUUUUAGAUAAUUAUUAAUUAAAUAAUUAUGAGAAAGUGUGUUAUUUUGGAGAUGGCAAGAAUGAUUAUUGUCCAGGAACUAUAUUAAGAAAAGAGGAUAUAAUAUUUGUUAGGAAAGGAUAUGGUUUAGAAAAAUUGAUCAAUUAAAAGGACUUAGAAUGUGAGAAAGUUUAUUUUGAAUCAGGAAUAGAUUGUAUCAACAGAUUGAAGAAUCUAUUAUUAUGA